CAUCAGUUCCCGUCUCUUUUCUCUCCGUCUCUGAGGAGUCGAAGGCGGUAUUACUGUGGACUUACUUGCAAGGAGAUGCAAACACAUGGGACUGCACCAGAUUUUAACCAGGGCAUCGCAUUUUACCUGAAGCCCUUUGCAUGAAACAGGACAUGCCACGGCGAUCUGCAAAUCUGUCUUUAAAAAAAGGGGAAAAAGCAUAAUGACAUUUCUUCUCUAUGAAUUGUCUGUGAUAAUGAAAAAGCAGAGACUAUAGAUAAACGUUUUAAGAAAAAAAAAUCCACUUGUUUUCUGACAGCUAAUAUUAUGGCAAAAUUGAAGCUGUUGUGCGUAAUGUGGUGCGUUUUCUUCGGAUGGUGCUCUGCUGCACCGAGCGAACGGACGGUGUUGCCAGCUGCGGACCAACAAACUGCCAAUACAUCUGAUCACCAGGGACACCAAAAUGACACUCUGCUGGAGGAACUGGACAGCCAGGAAAAUAUUCUUACCCAGCUGCUGGGUGAUUAUGACAAAGUGAAAGCACUCUCAGAAGGCUCUGACUGUCGGUGUAAAUGUGUUGUCAGACCCAUGAGUAGGAGCGCCUGCCGGCGGAUCGAAGAGGGGAGCGCCACGUCGCAGGACUUCUACACCGUGGAGACUAUCACAUCUGGACCCAACUGCAAGUGCGCCUGCAUCGCUCCGCCGUCGGCGGUAAAUCCAUGCGAGGGGGAUUUCCGACUGAAGAAACUUAGAGAGGCUGGGAAAGAUAAUGUAAAGCUCUCCACGAUCAUUGAAUUGUUGGAAGGGUCUUUCUAUGGCAUGGAUCUGCUGAAGCUUCACUCCAUCACUUCUAAACUUCUGGAUCGCGUGGAAAAUAUUGAGAAAACAGUCUCAAAGGAGCAGUCCCAGGAUGAGACCGAACCGCAGGCAUCUCCCCCCGCCCGGCUGCAGAUGACGGAUAGUCCAGCCGUGCCCUCGCUCCCACCGAGACAGGGAAUGUGGAAGAAUCUCAGUGAGCUGAGUGACAGGGCAGCAGCCUAUCAGAACAAAGAGGAAAAAUACGACGAGAUGUUUGUUGGGAGUCUUGGACCCUCCAGGGACUUCAGCGAAGGUCCCAAGCCCACCACGGGGGUGUCCCCACAGGCUAGCGUCCAGGAAAGAGCCAGGCUGGACCCGCAGGGUGUGAAGACAGGCCCCAAUGGGAUGACCAUCAGGGGUGUGACCUACUACAAGUCUGACCACAUGGUUGCUGACGACGGGGAACCAGGGGAAAACUAUUUUGAGUAUGAUGGAUUCAGUGGUGACGGCCCGGUAAACCUCUUCAUCGAAGAGCAACUCCUUCAACACAGAUCCACUCCCUCCAGGGCCAGAGAGAGGGCGGGUCCAAGAGCAGCUAAGCCAAAGGCAAUAGAGCCAAAGGGAGAUGCCAGGAAGACCAGCCAAUCAAAACAGCCCAUUCCAGCACAACCUGCCACCACCAACCCUUCUGUCACAACCCCCUCUGUUGCCAGAGCAACUAAGUGGCCAAUCCCUAUGAUGGUCAGGCCAGCCAAAACUCCUGCCAGGCAGACCAUUGACAGACCUCUUACAACAGUGGCAUCAAUGGCCACCCUGGUCCCUGGAAUCACCCAGGAAUCACCUGGAAACAUAGAAGUGAACCCAACUUUAACAGCCACUAAUAGUAUUCCUAGCACCCCAGGAACGACCCCAACUACAGCAGGUGUCACCACGUUCGGUCAUGCAACACAGGCGUCCACCACCUCUGUUCCUGUGACACCCAUAAUGACCCUGUUCACAGAGGCUGUUACUACGACAACAGCCCCAGCUCCCACCCCCUCUGGCUUGACCAUGUCGCCUUCGACACAAAAACUGCCCCCCACCACCCCUUCCUCCUCUGCCCCUCGACCGCCCUCCACCAUCUCCACCACCACCACCACCACCACCACCAGUCAGACAGCGUCAGUCAAACGCAAGUACAGCAUCAGCUGGGACGAGGAGGACGUGGAGGUUCCACCAGAAACAGUGGAACCAGUGGAACCAGGGCAGAACCAUGAAGAGAGACCUACCAGGAAGCCUGGUGAAUGUAAGGACACUUUGGCCACAAUCUCAGAGCCAGUCACUCACAACAAUUAUGGCCGAAACGAGGGAGCGUGGAUGAAAGAUCCGCUGGGAAACGACGACAGGAUCUACGUCACUAACUAUUACUAUGGAAACAACCUGCUGGAGUUCCGCAAUAUGGAGGUCUUCAAACAAGGCCGUUUCACCAAUUCCUACAAGCUUCCUUAUAACUGGAUUGGCACCGGUCACGUCGUCUACGAUGGAGCCUUUUACUACAACCGGGCCUUUUCCCGCGACAUCAUCAAGUUCGACCUGCGUCUGCGCUACGUGGCGGCCUGGACCAUGCUACACGAUGCCGUCUUCGAGGAGACGGAGUCGCCAUGGCAAUGGCGCGGCCACUCCGACAUCGAUUUCGCGGUGGACGAGAGCGGGCUGUGGGUCAUCUACCCAGCACUGGACGACGACGGCUUCCUACAGGAAGUGAUCGUUCUGACCCGGAUGAACCCCUUGGACCUGAGCGUGCAGAGAGAGACAACGUGGAGAACCGGACUGAGGAGGAACCGAUACGGGAACUGCUUCAUCGUGUGCGGCGUUCUGUACGCCGUCGACAGCUACAACCGCAAGGACGCUAACCUGUCGUAUGCCUUCGACACGCACACAAACACUCAGAUGAUUCCCAGAAUGCCGUUCACCAACAACUACACGUACACCACACAGGUCGACUACAACCCUAAGGAGGGAAUGUUGUAUGCCUGGGACAAUGGACAUCAGGUCACUUAUGAUGUGAAGUUUGCCUAUGCAGACACACUGCAAGAGGGAGGUUAGGAUAGCCUACCAUUCUUUAAAAAAUAGUUGACGCAAAAUAUUGCAUUUGCUAAAAUGGAUUGUAGAUCAGUCCAUAAGGCCAUUCUUAGAAGUAUUUUUUUAAAUGUUUGGUAAACGAUCAGGAGACGUCACCUGGUAAAUUGAAAAAGUUAUACAGUUAGGUGAAACCCAGGCAGCAUAUGUUGUACUGUAAAUACUGUAAUAUAGAAAUCACGGUGAGAUACAUGAAUGUAGAGACAUCCAAUUAAGAUCCCUCUAAAGACUUGGGUUUAAAAGCUAUGAAUCCAUCAUUCCAUUUAUUCUGUUAUAUCAAUGCAAGUUUCCAUAAAGUUGUUUCCAUAAAAGCUUGUUUACAAGUAAAAAAUAUUUAGUUUUAUACAUACCUUUACCCUUUACUUGUUAUAUACCCGUUGUCUUUAAAUCUGUGUACAUAGAAACCUGCUAUGUAGUAACAUCAAGGAUAGUUGACCUUUGUCUUGUGACAGCACUUACUCCCUCCAUAUCGCAUUUUACUGUUUUGAAGAGACUGCAAUUAAAAGGUUAAAAAACGCUAA
Hypomesus transpacificus is the source of this 3416-nucleotide messenger RNA. It is a transcript of the gene olfml2ba, whose product is annotated as olfactomedin-like 2Ba. The coding region runs from base 307 to 2862 and encodes 851 amino acids. Gene Ontology annotation, biological process: signal transduction. The record is from RefSeq and is a predicted model, not a curated record. The transcript has 8 exons. Lineage: Eukaryota; Metazoa; Chordata; Actinopteri; Osmeriformes; Osmeridae.